Galleria mellonella (greater wax moth) is the source of this 1573-nucleotide messenger RNA. RefSeq names its product putative nuclease HARBI1. Bases 372 to 1502 code for a protein of 376 amino acids. Lineage: Eukaryota; Metazoa; Arthropoda; Insecta; Lepidoptera; Pyralidae. The record is from RefSeq and is a predicted model, not a curated record. The transcript has 5 exons.
CUGCCCGAGCAUAAAGCUUGUAUAACACGAUUACACAAACAGUAGUGUUAUUCGGUAAGCAUCACUUCGAAACUCGAUAGCUGAAUCCGGAGUGAAAUUAUAUCAUGGCAUUCUGUAAAACUCGAUUGCGACUGCAGCGCCACAACGAUGAGUACGGUGGCGGGAUUAAACAUUCAAAAGUGAUAUUUUGACGUUUGGUGCAGUGUAUUGACAUUCUGUAAGGGAAUUUCCCACUCACUUCGAUACUCACUUCACCCAAGACACACGAUUCCAUUUGUCAAAUAUAAAGUUCCUACGGAGUGAUCGAGAUUUUAUAAAAAUAUUAUAAAUUGUAUUUAAACAUAAGUUUUUUGGUUGCCUAAUACAUUAAAAUGGCUAGAUUAUUUGUGUUAUUGAGUUUAUUAGAAGAAGCGAACUCUUUAGAUUUAUAUAACAGCCGACGUCAAGCUCAACAAAUUCGUGCAAUGCGAUUGUUUAAUAGAAAUAAGGAUUAUGUGAAUGUGUACAGACUUUCAGAGGAAUUAAUAAAUCAAUUAGAAGAAGAUAUUAAGUUUUUCAUUAGGAAACCACAACGUCGCCACCGAGGGUUAUCCGUUAGAAUCAAGUUAUUGUGCACAUUGUCGUUCUUGGCGAGUGGCAGUUAUCAAAGGAUAAUAGGGCAAAAUAUAAAUACUUUUUUGUCCCAACCGUCUGCAUCUCGCUGCAUUUGCGAGGUAGUGGAGACAUUAAAUCAUCCAACUAUUAUAAGCAAAUAUAUAAAAUUCCCACAGAAUGCAGAGGAGAGGCUGGCAUUAAAAGAACGAUUUUAUAAAAAGUUCAAGAUUCCUGGAGUAAUCGGGUGUGUGGAUGGGACUUUUGUGACAAUAGUUAGACCCACAGAAAAUGAAGAGCGCUAUUAUUGUCGUAAAGGCAAUCAUGCUAGGAAUGUUCAAUUGUACACAGAUGCGGAUCUCAAUAUAAUACAUGUAGAUGCUACUUAUGGUGGCGCCACACACGACAGUUUUAUCUUUAAUAAUAGUGAUAUAAAAAACCAUUUAGAAGAAUUGGUAGGUGCUGGUGAAACUGUAUAUUUACUUGGAGAUUCAGGAUAUGCUCAGCGGUCUUAUUUGAUGACUCCUAUUCCUAACGCUGUUGAGGGUACACCUGAAGAAUAUUACAAUAAACUACACGCAACAGCACGUAACACAGUUGAACGAACUAUUGGUAGACUUAAGGGACGUUUUAGAUGUUUACUUGUGCACCGCGUUCUACAUUACCAUCCUGAUACAGCCGGAAAAAUAGUGAUAGCAUGUUGUGUCCUGCACAACAUUUGCAAUAGAGCUGGUUUACCUGCACCGACUCUAGAUAGUCAUGAUGAGGAGGAAGAAGCAAAUUUUCGUGCAAUUGCACGCGUCUCAGCGGGUCGUCAGUUGCCAUUGACCCACUCUCAGAGCGAGUUGGCAAUGGGUCAAUCAAGCAGAGAUAUGCUAGUUAAUCAGUUAUGGCGUUCUCGUAGGGAGUAAAUACAUAUAUUUACUAUAACAAACAUUUUGUCACAAAACAAUAAAAAUAAAAGACCUUGUUUUUCUCAACA